Messenger RNA from Micromonas pusilla CCMP1545, 1344 nucleotides. It is a transcript of the gene ATPC, whose product is annotated as H+-or Na+-translocating f-type, v-type and A-type ATPase superfamily. Bases 1 to 1098 code for a protein of 365 amino acids. Gene Ontology annotation, molecular function: proton-transporting ATP synthase activity, rotational mechanism. Gene Ontology annotation, cellular component: chloroplast thylakoid membrane. The record is from RefSeq and is a predicted model, not a curated record. The transcript is spliced from 3 exons. Gene Ontology annotation, biological process: proton motive force-driven ATP synthesis. NCBI's taxonomy places the organism in Eukaryota, Viridiplantae, Chlorophyta, Mamiellophyceae, Mamiellales, Mamiellaceae.
AUGGCGGUGAAGCCCACGGUCGCGACCCCGCUCGCGUCCAAGAAGUCCGCGUUCGCCGGCCGCGGCGUCGCCGCGGUCGCGCCGAAGACGGCCACCGGCGGCCGCGCUUCGCUCCAGGUCCUCGCGGCGUCCCAGAAGGAGAUGCGCGACCGCAUCAGCUCCGUGAACUCCACGAAGAAGAUCACCGAGGCGAUGAAGCUCGUCGCCGCCGCCAAGGUGCGCCGCGCGCAAGAUGCCGUCAUCAACGCGCGUCCGUUCUCCGAGUCGCUCGUGAAGGUGCUCUUCGCCAUCAACACCCGCCUCGCGGGCGAGGACGUGGACGUGCCGCUGUGCGACGUCCGCCCGGUGAAGACUGUGCUGCUGCUCGUGUGCACCGGCGACCGCGGCCUGUGCGGCGGGUUCAACAACUUCAUCAUCAAGAAGGCGGAGGAGCGCGUCGCGGAGCUCAAGACGCAGGGCGUCGCGGCGAAGCUCGUGACCAUCGGCAAGAAGGGCUCCGUGUACUUCAAGCGCCGCAAGGACCAGUACGACCUCGUGAAGACGUUCGACAUGGGCCAGGCGCCGAAGACGGAGGAGGCGCAGGCGAUCGCGGACGAGGUGUACUCUGAGUUUGUCGGCGAGGAGGUUGACAAAGUUGAGCUCGUGUACUCGCGCUUCGUGUCGUUGAUCAACAGCGACCCGUCGAUCCAGACGCUUCUGCCUCUGUCCAAGGAGGGUGAGAUUUGCGACGUCAACGGCACGUGCGUGGACGCGCAGAACGAUAUCAUCUUCUCGCUCACGACGGAGGAUGGGAAGUUUGCCGUCAAGGGCGAGCCGGUUGAGACGGAAGUCGCGGGGUUCGAAGGCGUGAUGCAGUUUGAGCAGGACCCGAACCAAAUUCUCGACGCGCUUCUGCCGUUGUACAUGAACUCGCAGAUUCUUCGCGCGCUUCAGGAGUCGCUCGCGUCCGAGCUCGCGGCGCGCAUGAACGCGAUGUCGAACGCGUCCGACAACGCGAAGGACCUCUCCAAGCGUCUGACGCUCGAGUACAACCGCAAGAGGCAGGCGAAGAUCACGGCGGAGAUCAUCGAGCUCGUCGCCGGCGCCUCCGCCGCGUAAGAAGCGAUGAGCGCGGGGAUAUGAUGAGUAAACGGAGGUACUACGUAGAGAGGAGAGGAUUGACGACGAUCGACGACGAUGACGAGAGGAGGAGAGCGGACCGGCGUCGGUCGUUUGGAAUAGUCGAGGAGGAGGAGGAUGGUCUGGUAACGAGAAAGUUGAACCGGCGACCGCGGGGACUCGAGCGCGGGAUCCCGUCGAUCCCGCCGGUUUGUUAAUAAUUCAUUGAACUUUGUUUCAAAACCA